Molecule: messenger RNA, 1146 nt
Organism: Tribolium madens (black flour beetle)
Lineage: Eukaryota; Metazoa; Arthropoda; Insecta; Coleoptera; Tenebrionidae
Product: deoxynucleotidyltransferase terminal-interacting protein 2-like
Biological process (GO): RNA processing
Cellular component (GO): nucleolus
Molecular function (GO): RNA binding
Source: RefSeq, a predicted model, not a curated record
CAGUAUUUUUUCUGUGUUGCUUGAUUUUCAAAAUUGUUACAUUUUUAUUAUUAAAAAUUAAUAAAUAAAUAUUUUAUUACUGUUAGUUGGUUGUUUGUGAAGCUUUGAAUAAAUUAUUAAUUUUUCUUCUUUUAUUUAUUUCGUUUGAAUUGUGUAAAAGUUUGGUUAAAAAAGUGAGGUUAGACGAUGCAACAUAUGUCAGUUUAAGUAGAGCCAAAAAUCGUUAUUUCUGUCCAAAAAUGGACUUCAUAAAUGACAAUAAGGGUUCUUUGAGUGCGAAUGAGCUCUCAAUUAGUGGCGAAAGUUCUGGAAGAGUAUCCUCCUGCCACUCACGCCGCGCCCCUUCGUAAAAACGACAAGAAGAGUAGUUCACUAGAAUCGUUUUCCGGUGAAAUGGGUUGGAGUGGUGGACACAAAAAGAGAAAACAGAAACUUGAUAUUUUUCAGGAAUUGCAAAACGCCAAGAGUGAGGUUCACGAAGUGCUAAAAAAGUCGGUCAUAACACCGGAAUUUGAGAAACAACACGUACCACCGUAUGAACUGUGAAAGAAAUCUGAAAAAACAAGAAAGAAAGAGGCUGAAAAAACUAAGGGGAAGAAGUGGUAUGGUUUGCCUGCAACUGAAAUGACUGAAGAAGUCAAACGUGAUCUUGAAAUCCUCCAAAUGCGGGGGGUUUUGGACCCGAAACGAUUCUACAAGAAAAACGACUUGAAAGUUCUUCCAAAAUAUUUUCCAAAUUCUUAGUGUUUGAUUUUCUAGCACGAGGAAUCGACUUGCCGGGGGUGAAUUGUGUAGUGUCUUAUUCAGCCCCUAAAUAUUUGAAAACUUAGAUACAUAGAGGGGGGAGGACAGCAAGAGCGGGUGAAUCGGGGGUGGCUGUGACACUUUUACAUGAGGAACAAGUACCAGCGUUUAAAGCCUUGUUGAAGAAGGAGGUUGAGGUCGGGGUGGAGGAGUUGGAGGGGAUGAGUGAGAGGUAUAAGAAGGCGUUGAGGAGGCUCAAGGAGGCGGUUAACAAAGAGGAGAAAGUGGGCAUGGAUAGUGUUUUGGCGAAGAAAAAGGCCUUGAAGAAGUUAAAGAAGAAGAUUAAUACGAUUAAAUAGCAAAUCUUGGUUUUGUAAUAAUAAAAUGAUUUCUUUAUCAAAA